Molecule: messenger RNA, 899 nt
Organism: Labrus bergylta (ballan wrasse)
Lineage: Eukaryota; Metazoa; Chordata; Actinopteri; Labriformes; Labridae
Source: RefSeq, a predicted model, not a curated record
CCAGCCGUGACGUCCUAACUUUUCCAACAAUCUCGUCACUUUAACAUCAUGGCGUAGCGAUGUGGACGGACAGCCGGGGGUAGCACUGGUGGGCACGGAGACGUUUAGGAACAUAACCGUUGGAAUUUUUAUUAUAAAUACAGGAAACUUACCAACUCUCGUCGAGAGGAGAUUCGGUAACGGUUUUUUAUCAGCGACUGAAGAUGAUGUCUGAUGCCAGCGACAUGUUGGCAGCUGCACUCGAGCAAAUGGAUGGCAUCAUAGCAGGCUCCAAGGCUCUAGACUACUCUAAUGGACUAUUUGACUGCCAAUCACCUACCUCUCCCUUCAUGGGCAGCCUGCGGGCGCUGCACCUUCUGGAGGACCUGAGGAGCGUCCUGGAGUUGAUGGACACAGAGGAAAGGGAGAGUCUCCGCUGCCAGAUCCCCGACUCCACAGCUGACAGUCUAGUGGAGUGGCUCCACGGUCACCUGUCCAAUGGGCACAUCUCCCUCAGUGGGAGUGACCACUACCAGGAAAGGCUUUCCCGGAUAGAGACUGAUAAGGAGUCCUUGGUUCUUCAGGUGAGCGUGCUUACAGACCAGGUGGAAGCUCAGGGAGAGAAGAUCCGAGACCUGGACUUGUGUCUGGACGAGCACAGGGAGAAACUCAAUGCCACAGAGGAGAUGCUGCAACAGGAGCUCCUGUGCAGGACGGCGCUGGAGACCCAGAAGCUAGAGCUGAUCUCUGAAGUGUCCAACCUGAAGCUGACCCUGAACAACAUGGAGAAGGACGGGCUUGACUUCGACAGAUUUAGGGACAGUGAGGAUUUGAUUCUUGAAAUGAAUGAACUUCGGUACAGACUGACAGAGAUGGAGAGUGAAAAACUACAGUAUGAAAAGAAACUCAAAUCCACAAAG